Messenger RNA from Trichomonas vaginalis G3, 606 nucleotides. Its product is annotated as integrase core domain containing protein family. The record is from RefSeq and is a predicted model, not a curated record. The transcript has a single exon. NCBI's taxonomy places the organism in Eukaryota, Parabasalia, Trichomonadida, Trichomonadidae. Gene Ontology annotation, biological process: DNA integration. Bases 1 to 606 code for a protein of 201 amino acids. Gene Ontology annotation, molecular function: nucleic acid binding.
AUGAGUUUGAAAGAAGUAUUCGAACAACAUCCAUGGAGGUCAUUUAAGAAGUUCAAUGAAGCUGCAAAGAGUUGGGGAUUUACUAACAGAGCUGAAGUUAAAAGGUUCUUUGACAAAAAUGUUGUACAUCAAACAAAAAUAAACCCUUACGACUACUUUUUACCAAUUUACUCCAAUACUCCUGACGCAUACCAAUUUGACACUCUCAUUCAAAGCAGAAAAGGAGGACAUAAACCAUUCCUCAUCUUCAUAAAUGUUAAUACUCGCAAAGCAUAUGCAUAUCCAAUGAGGAAUAAAGGAACUCGUGAAGUGUUAAGAGUUUUACAAAAGUUUGUAGCAGUACAUAACCCAAGUACUUUAACAUCAGACCAAGACAGUGCAUACCUCAGCAAUGAAAUCACAGAUUUUCUCAUUAAGCAUAACAUAACUCACUACACUACUGAAGACCAUAACCAUAACAUACUCGGUAUCAUAAACCGCUUCAUAAGGACACUAAGAGAUUUAAACCAAGAGCGAGACUUAGUUAGUAUACAUAUUUUCAGUACGGUGGCACUGCGCGUCAUCUUACCGAAAAUAUGUCAAUCUGGCACUUUACAAAACCACUAA